GCUUCGUAAUGUAAUUUGAAUUCUACCGCGCGUCAACUAAGCUAUGGAAUGCGGGAAUCGGUAAAGCAGUAUCGGUAAACUAAACAAAAGAUGACGAAGAAAAGAAACUGCGACGCCAGCGCCACGUUCUCGGCAGUUUCCGUGACAGUCGGUCAACAUGGCGGCGAGCGCUGCGCGGCCGGCCGGAGCGCGCGCUGUGCAGUGAUGUCCGCGCCCGCGCCCCACGCCCACGGGCGCACCCCCGUGCGGCGCAGGGGGCACCAACACCACCCGCGGCUGAGGGGCGACCGAGGGCCCGCCCCCGGGGCACCCGCCGACUCCGUUCCGUCCAAACGAGGGACCUCACACGGCCAGACAGACGAUGUUGUGCCUUGUGUCAAUAGUGUUAGUGAAUCUCGACGAUUGACAAGGACGAAUAGUGACGAUGCACUUUCCAAUCGAAAUACUAUCGAGGACUCGAAUAUCGAUGAUGAAAUUGAAGUUGCGGAAAUUGAUGUUAGAACUGAGGCGGACUCUAUUAGCUCGGAUGACGAUUUUUCCUUUCGAGAGGAGAGAUCGGCGGGUGACGGUGCGGAGGUGAUCGCGCUGCCCUCCGAGGUAUCCGACGAUGACCCCGAGACCGCAGAGCUCGCUAAGCUUCGGUGUCCCAGUGAAUGCACCGAAGUGUUGGCCGCGAGAGAGAACCGACGGCGCCGAAGAUGUGCUGACUAUCCCGGCCUCGCGUUCGGCAGCUCCAUAUUCUCGUCGGACACGAUGAUGAAAUUCUCGAUCAUCAAGAAUGAGUUGCAGAACAUAAAGAAUACGGCAUUGAAAAGGGCCGAAUCCGAAGUUGCUGCGCUCAACCGACGCAUCCAGCUGCUCGAGGAAGACCUGGAGAGGUCAGAGGAGCGUCUCGCGACCGCCACCGCCAAGCUCGCGGAGGCUAGCCAGGCCGCCGAUGAAUCGGAACGAAUACGCAAGGCGCUGGAGAACCGAACCAAUAUGGAGGACGACCGCGUCGCCAUCUUGGAAGCGCAACUGGCACAGGCCAAGCUCAUCGCAGAGGAAUCUGACAAGAAAUACGAAGAGGUGGCGCGCAAGCUCGUGCUGAUGGAACAAGACCUCGAGCGGGCCGAGGAGCGCGCAGAGCAGAGCGAAUGCAAAAUCGUCGAGCUUGAAGAAGAGCUUCGCGUGGUCGGUAACAACCUGAAAUCCCUAGAAGUCUCCGAGGAAAAGGCGACACAAAGGGAAGAAACAUACGAGGGUCAGGUGAAACUGCUCGACGCGCAGCUCAAAGAGGCUGAAGCUCGCGCUGAAUUUGCUGAGCGCUCUGUGCAAAAACUCCAGAAGGAGGUCGACAGGCUUGAAGACGAUCUGGUGGCCGAGCGCGAAAAGAGCAAAGUUCUGCAGGAGGAAAUGGAGGCCACGCUCCACGACAUCCAGAACAUGUGAACAUGCCCCCUCUAACCCGCCCGACUCACUUCACCCAUUAUCGAUAUCGAGUAAUGAAUACGCACCUCACUAGCCGGCUCUCUAAAUGGCUUCUGUCACUUUUGACAGCCGACGGGUGGCCAUUACAAAAGCGUAUUUUUAGUCUUAUGAAACGCGGGCUUUUUGAGCCGGAAUGAAUGAACUCUCGUGUUAUUUAUUGAUUUUUUACUUUUGAUUUUUUUCCUUAUUUUAUUUUUUGAUAUGAUUUUUUUAUUGAUAUGACUAGUUAAUUCGCAAGUGAGGCGGGCGGGUGACUAGAUGUUACUAGAGUAUAAAGUAUUGCCAGCCGCUUUUAUGUAACGUCAAGAUCGAGUGUUCGCUACGACACCACUGCCAUGUGCAAUUUUUUAAUUUCAUACCUACACAGUUUACUAAUUUUUUGUCCCGUAUGCCACUAAGUGUAAUUCCUCAUUUCGUCAUAUAGUCAUUUGUAAAAACGCGACCGUAUUUGAAUCGUGUUGAUGUACGGUAAUAUUUAAAUUAUUGAUAAGAUAUUUCGACAUUCCAUUAAUGGGACCAAAACGAGUCGUAAAUACUCUUUUCUAAAUCGAUAGUUUUUAUGAAAGACAAUAUUAUUAACAUAGGAACAUUCCUAAGGAUAGCUUGCUAAGCGAUUUCGAUGAACAUAAUUUUAGUUUUAUUGGGGAGUGCACUGUUUGCGAUUUAUUAUGAACUUUUUAUUUACUUAAUACUAGGAAAGAGAUUAGUUAUUUUUAUUUAAUGAGUGAUGGUAACACGUAAAAUAAUGAUAUUUAUGAGAAUAUGCUUGAUUUAUGAUAUUGAAGUAUCUGAUAUUCUAUGUAUAUGGUUUCGAGAAUGUUUCUUUUUCUUGUGUCAUAGUUUCCGUUGUUAUUUAUUAAAAUUAAUCUAUGAAUAAUGACAGAUAAUUAUUAGAUGUAGAACACGUUACAUUAGCAAUGCCGAAAUGCAAACAAGCUGGCAAUUCCUUAGAGCUUUGCGUUUCUGGAAUGACUCCUUAUGAAGAAUACAGAUUCUGAAAAUGUAAUUUAAAAUAAUCGACCGGGGGUAAUCCGUCUUUUUUGAAAUGUUAUCGAUUAAUAAAAAAUAGAUAAGUUCGUGAAAAAUAAAUUAAUGAUUUUAAGAGUAUUCUAACACAAGUGUUUAUAAAUAUAUUAUAUUAUUAUUUUUAA
Molecule: messenger RNA, 2621 nt
Organism: Maniola jurtina (meadow brown)
Lineage: Eukaryota; Metazoa; Arthropoda; Insecta; Lepidoptera; Nymphalidae
Gene: Tm1
Product: tropomyosin-2
Exons: 8
Coding region: 91-1431 (446 amino acids)
Biological process (GO): muscle contraction; actin filament organization
Cellular component (GO): actin filament
Molecular function (GO): actin filament binding
Source: RefSeq, a predicted model, not a curated record